Prorocentrum cordatum is the source of this 843-nucleotide messenger RNA. NCBI's taxonomy places the organism in Eukaryota, Dinophyceae, Prorocentrales, Prorocentraceae. The record is from the annotation of a GenBank genome assembly.
AUGGCGGAUACGUUCGAGGCUGGUAAGUGGAUGGCAAGCAGGCGGGCGGCCGCAGACACGUGGCCAUUCUUCGCCAGGUCAGAGGGCAGAGGCGCACAGCUUCGUGCUCCGCGCUGCGCCGUCCUCCCUGGCAUCGCCGAGAUCAGCGGCGCGGGUUGGGACCCGCUCCGCGUCGCCGAAGAGGGGGCCCGCUGCCGCGUCUCGCCGAGGAGCUGCGGGCGGGCGGCAGCGUCCGCCAGCCCCGAGGCUCCCCUGCUUUGCAGCUGGGGCCCAAGCGCCGCGGCGGCCGUCCUCGGCGGCGAGCGAGGCGGGGAAGUGAGAUGGAGAGGAGGAGGCCUUCCCAGAAGUCGGCUCGCCGCCGAGCUUCAUCAGGUUAUCGGCCGCCGAGCCGCAACUGGCGGCCCUGGCGCGGCUCGCCGCUGCCCAUGGGUAGGGCGCACUGGCGUGCUGUCUGCUGGUUUGUUUUUUGCCGCGAUCAAAGAAAUAGUGGCGUCCUGCCUGCUGGCACCUCCUCGGCCUCUCUGCUGCGAUCCGACAGUUGGUUUCACUUCCCCGUCUGGACUCCAGUCCUGGCUGCUAGUAUUCGUCGGCCUUGAAAGCGCUCUCUCCCGACUCACAUCCCGUCCCCUUCUGCUUCCUUUGUCCCUUCACUUCGUCCUCGAGUUCGCCGCCGCCGCCGCCAUCUCAUUUAAGCUCAUCGCGAAAUGCUUGGGUGGCCAAGAUUAUGCAACGCCUCGGCGCUUGCUCACAGUGCGGCAUCCCAUGCUGAUCACAGUUGACCUUUGCCCAGGGAGGUACAUUUGUUCAGGGUUCUUGCGCAACCAUCUAUUUGGCGAGGGCUAG